CGCCGCUCCAAAACCCCGCUCAAUCCCCAUUCCUCCUCGGGAGUCGGGUUCGCCGCUUCGGCUUUCAUUUCCCCUCCCGCCCACCUCUCCCUCUCUCCGCCGGACGAUCGCCUUUCACGAUGGCUCGCCGACGCCGCCGUGUCUUCCGCGGCAGGGUGCCCCCGGACCUCCACCGGGCCUACGGCGCACUUGCACGCACUCUCGGCCACGCCGUCCUCUCACUCAUCCCGCCGCCGACGCAGGCGGGCACACCCUGCUCUGCCUGCCGCGGACGCGGAGGCGCCGGUUGCCUCGCGUGCCGCCGCUGGGAGUACCUCCUCCGCGAUGGUGACCCGGUCGCGUACCGCAGCCUCAUCACCCGCGCUGUCUGCGCCGUCGCGCCGUCCGGGUCUGCAACCCCGCCGCCGCUGUACACGCCGGGGAAUGGCGGGCACUCACAGGCCAAGCUCGUUGGGGUGGCGAUCAAGUUGAUGAUGAUGGAUCGGGCGUGUACAACAACGAACGUCCUCUCCAGCGGUUGCCGUGCGAUUGGGGAUUUACUCAUGUGCUAUAUUCUAAGGCAUUCAUCAAUAUUUUUGCCUGUUAAGAAGAAUGUUUUUUUUCAAGUAACUGGCCUCCCGCUCAAUGAUUUCCUGCAAAAGCCUAUGUUUGCGAGUGCGGCAAAGAAUCAACAACCCCAAUCCACGAAAGGAAAAUACUUGUGCUAUCUGUGCCAGAACCCAGAGAGGUCACAAAUCAUUUAUGGAGGCUAUGCCAAUAAUUCCAAAGUUGCAUGUUCAGAACUUCCUUUGACUAAUGGACCAAUAAAGUGUUCCAAUUUAGACAAUCAAAAUUCUAGGAAAAGAAAAAGGCUGUACAAAUGGCAACGCCUCAAAAAACAGAAGCAGAUUUUUCCUAGUUCCGAGGACAAAUCAUUAACUAGUCAGAGUGAAAUAAGCACCAAUGGGUUUGGUGUCCAUGAUGUUUUAUUGGAGGACUUAUGUGCUACAGUGAAGGAUAAAUCACAGUUUUUGGAACCGACAGUAGAUAAUGAUUCCUUAGCAAUGAAUAUUAGAACUUCCCAGUGUAACAGUACAUCAAGAAUUCAAUCUACAUCCCCGCAAGUUGGACUUCCCAAUUUCAUGCAUCUCAAUAAUGGUCUCAUCUGCUUCAAUUGCUUAAUGUUGAAUUCCUCCAAACGUGUCUCAGUAGAUUUGCUUAUAUCAAGACAUACUAUCUUCUACAAUAGAAAGACUUCCUAUAACGUCUUCCAUGGCAACCACAUAUUAAACAAAAGGAAAAUACCAGAUGCAUUAUCACUUAUAAUACAUAUAUUUGGAUUCAAGGGAUGCUGCGCAAAGUUAUUGAAAUGCAACUGCCAUGUGUCUACUACAACAAAUUCUAAUUGCAUGUGUCUUUCGCUGCCUAAACUAAUGAAUAAGCUCAUCAGAAAUUCUAAGCGCUGCCAGUAUAGGAAACUAUUUCUGAAGCAUUGUCCUGUCAAUUCCAAGUGUGCAGCUGAUGUUGCCAAGAACCAUAAUAACAAGGCACACUUUUUAAUUGGAGGAAAAUCGGCAUACUAUGAUCAGUCUUAUGUUCAAUUGGAGGCUUACAGUACACAUCAACAAGUAGUUUCAUUCAUCUGGGCAGUGUUGACACGAAUUAUACCUGAGCCGUUGCUUGGAAACUCUAGCAGCAAGAGAUCUUUAAGGAUAAACAUUUGGAAAUUUAUAAAGUUGCGUAGGUUUGAAUCAUUUUGCUUGAGCGAUUGUAUUGGUGAGCUGAAAGUAUCACAUUAUUCUUGGUUAUCAAAUAUUGGAUUUUCUGAUUGCUUUUGCUCUGCUCUAAUGGAGAAAGAAAUUUGGUCAUCAAAUGGUUCCGAGGAGGAGAAACUUCAAAAUCUUCUGCGUUGUUGGAUUAGUUGGAUGUUUUCUGAUAUAGUGAUACCAUUAGUCCAGUCAUAUUUUUAUGUUACAGAAAGGGAAUCUAGGCGAUAUGAUGUUUUAUAUUAUCCAAAGACAGUUUGGAGAAACUUGACUAGUACAGCUAUUGCUUCCCUAAACAGACAAAACUUCAGGAUUUUGCGUGGUACAUCCAGGAAAGAAGCAAUCCAGUCAUGCUAUUUUUCAACAGUGAGGUUCAUUCCAAAAGCAAAAGAUAUGAGACCAUUAGUAAAUCUCAGAGCUCAAUCAAAAAAUGCCCUCCUCAAUAAUUGUCACCUGAUUAUAAACAAAGUAAAGGAUGAGAAUCCAGACAAGUUUGGUUCUUCUGUUUUUGAUUACAAUAAUGUGCAUCAAAAUAUCUGGCAUUUUAUUUCUUCAGUAAGAAGUCACCUGAAGGAAAAAAUAAAGAUAUAUAUAGUUGUUGCCGAUGUAUCGAAGGCAUUCGAUUGCAUUACUCAUGAUAUGUUACUGAAAGUUGUGGAUGAUGCAUUGAAAUGUGAUGACUAUGUUCUGAGGAAAUGCAAAAAAGUAGUUUGCAACUGGUCUAAGAAUGCCAUCUACCGUUUCGAUUCAAAUGUUUCUAUCAGCAACGGUGAUAAUGUAUGUGAUUUUUUGAUUCAGUUAUCAUCAAGGGGUGGCAUUUUAGUCGACCAGGGAAAAAGUUGCAAGAUACGGAAGAAAGAGAUUCAAUGUUUCCUUUCCAAGCAAGUGAAGUGCAACAUUUUGAAGAUUGGGCAAAACUUCUACUCACAACGAGUAGGCAUCAUUCAAGGAAACAAGUUAUCUCCCAACCUUUGUUCCCUGUACUUUGGUCACCUUGAAAAUUCUGAGCUAUUGAAAUCUCUUCAUGAUAACAAGAUUGAUUCAGAAAAGGAUGUUUUAACACCUAGAAGUUUAUUAAUGAGGUUCAUUGACGAUUUCAUAUUCAUAUCUUUCUCCAAGGAGCAAGCUCUAAAUUUCUUCAAUAGGAUGAGAAGAGGGUUUGUCAACUACAACUGCUACAUGAAUGACAGCAAAUAUGGUUUCAACUUCGAGGUUGCAAACAGUGAACAUUGUAGUAAUAGGAUCUACAAGGGUGAUGAUGGAUUCUCUUUCAUACCAUGGAGUGGCUUGCUUAUAAAUUGUGAAACUUUGGAAAUUCAAGCUGAUUAUACAAGGUAUCUGGACAUCCAUAUUUCCUCCACCAUCACUGCUAAGAUGCAUUCUUCAGCGAAGUACCUUGAGAGCAAGCUGUGUCAUUACAUGCGUCCGAAGUGUCAUCCCAUUUUCUUUGAUUCUGUGAUCAACUCACCAGGCACAGUAAGACUGAACAUAUAUCAAAAUUUCCUCUUAUGCGCAAUGAAGUUUCACUGUUAUUUCCGGAGCAUGCCUGAUCCCGGUAUCAUGAAACCGGAGCUACUGCAUAUAAUUAAGAGAACGUUCAGAUAUAUGCAUAGCCUCGUCGCCAAACGGAUGCACGAAGCGGAACUGCAAUACGACGUGCGCCCAGUUCUGAAGCUUAGGCGAAAGGAAACCAUGUGGCUUGGCCUGUCAGCGUACCUUCGAGUGCUUCAGAAAAAGCAAUCACGUUACAGUGAAUUGUUGGCGUCGCUGAGAGAAGAAAUUGGGAGAUGUGGUCAUCUGGACCGUCACAACGAUGCUUUGCGCUACGCUGUAGAUGACUCUCACUCGUCAGUGUUCUGGAAGUUUAAGUUCUAGAAGGAAACUGGGAGAGUAGAAGAUUGCUGGAGCUAGUGUCUUUUGUGAACAGGAACCUUUGGUGUCCAAGUGACAGACGAGUGGGGUCAAACAUGGUCGAGACUUUUGUUUUGAUAUAUACUCCCGCCAUUUCGUAAUGGGCAUUCAUGGCCUUGGAUCUAUCCGUUUCACAAUGCUAGCUUCUACAUACAGAUGGGCACACUAAUAUGCGUCCUGCUGUACCUCACACGAUAUAGCUUCUACAGAUGCAACUCUUUUUGUCGGGAAUAUGCCA
This is a messenger RNA of Zea mays, 3894 nucleotides long. Its product is annotated as telomerase reverse transcriptase catalytic subunit. The record is from RefSeq and is a predicted model, not a curated record. The transcript is spliced from 11 exons. Gene Ontology annotation, molecular function: telomerase RNA binding; telomeric repeat DNA binding; telomerase activity. Gene Ontology annotation, cellular component: telomerase catalytic core complex. Lineage: Eukaryota; Viridiplantae; Streptophyta; Magnoliopsida; Poales; Poaceae. Gene Ontology annotation, biological process: telomere maintenance via telomerase. The coding region runs from base 120 to 3620 and encodes 1166 amino acids.